GUUACCCUACAAAGCGGCGACGAGGGGAAUUCAUUCGUUGCAAUUUGCUACACUUUUGACCUUAUUGCAGUGGCCCGUGUUGGUUGCCGUUUUUUGGGCACAUAUUUUCUGCGGUCAUGAUCUGACGCGUCAACCGAGCGCGUCCAGGGUGUAACAACUGCAUACAAAAGGCUACCUAUUUACACACUAUUGUGGGGGCCACGACUGCCUCUGAAAGCUCUCAGUCACCCCUGGCCCCUAGUUCAAGGAGGCACCUCGGGUUGAUCACGGCCCCAACUAGCAGAAUGCUCGGGCUAGUAGCCUUGACAACAUGGCACAUCUUGCGGAGCUGGCAGCGUUGACAGACGAACUUGUUGCGGCCAUAACUGCCAUCCCAGAGACUCAACAUGAAAUGCGAAAUUCUUGCCGCGAGGCUACCUUGCGGAGUCUGCGCAGUCAUACCUUCAUUCGCACAAAUCAGUUCGAGGUUGAGGACCGCCUAAAUGGGCUCGAGGAGCGGUUCUCUGUCGUCGGUCGAGAUGGUUUGGCAGAGGCUUUGCGCACACGACUGAACGCAUUUGAGCCACAUCAGAAUCAGUUCACACCCGAAGUUCUGCAUUUCCUCUUGGAGCUCGCCGAUCAGCCGGCCCAAAACUCUAAGCUCAGCGACUUGGACGCCCUCGUCGAGCCCGAAGAAGACGCCCCACCACCAUUAACCUGGCGUGACAUUGCCAGGGAAGACGGCUGGAAAGAGGAAAGGGACAUUUGGAAAUUCAUCGACUAUUCCCUCGGAUCUAGCGACGAAGAGCAAGUUGACCUCCAGUCUGAAGCAUCUCUGGAGUCUCUCACAACAUCAUCUUCCACCGAAGACCAAUAUCGCCGCACGGCACAGGACCUGGCCACCAAGCCGCAAGGGGCCGAACCGUUGAAGCAGACCCAAGACGCUCAGGCUUGGAGACAUGCCUCCGCACAAGACGGCGAUAGAAGGUCCAGGAAGGUCCCCAUCUCGACCAUCCAGUUUCUUCGCGAGGCCCUCUUCAUGCUGGCCGGCCUCGAGACGAGCUUAUUCGACUUUGAAUGCAACCCUGUAGCGACAUACCAGCUUCGGGGGAUUUCCUGGGAUUCUUACAGGGCCCUUGCCACAUCAUUUUCCGAGUGUGGCCGGAAACUCGCACCUUUGCGGGACUACGUCGAAAACAGAGAGCAGUCACCCCUUCUGCAGGUCUUUCAAGACUGUUUACAAAAGGCCUUACAUGACCUCGACUCAGAACUGUCUGUGAUACAGACCAGCCUUGUUGCUAUCAAGGAAGACGUUGUCGUCAGCCUCAUCGGGGUGCUCGGGGAACUGGGCCCGAAACUCGCGCCGCUUUAUGUACUGGCAGAUAUUGUGCGCCAAGUCCAACAAGAGCGGAACCCCCAUGCCUUUCGGUACCUCGAACUCCUAUACGACGCGGCGGGGAUAGCCCAGCUGCAAGGCAAUAAUGCUACGUACCGACUACUGGGGACCAUUUUCUUCGACUGCUUCCAGGUCUACCUGAAACCCAUCCGGCUGUGGAUGGAGGAAGGGAAGCUUUUGCCUGGCGACCGAACGUUUUUCGUUUCCGAGUCGCCAGCGAAGCUACCGCUGUCCCAGAUUUGGAAGGGCCAGUUUAACUUGCUGCGCUCUCCUGAGGGUCACCUUCACGCACCCCGGUUCCUCAACCCCUCGAUUCAUCGCAUCUUCAUAGCUGGCAAGAGCAUUGUCGUGCUGAAACAUAUGAAGCAGCAUGAAUCAACCAAGAAAUACCGAGCCACCGCUGAACCGAGCAUGGACUUUGCGACGGUUUGUCCGGAUGAGCUUGAAUUCGCGCCCUUCAGCGAGUUAUUCGGCGCUGCCUUCCAGGCAUGGAUCCGAAGCAAACACCACACUGCAGCCGCAACACUCCGUGAACUACUCUUCAGCUCGUACAGUUUGUUUGAAAGUCUAGACGCCCUACAACACAUCUACCUAAUGUCAGACGGGUCAAUGGCCAACUCCUUCGCCUCGUCCGUCUUCCGGCAUCUCGACAACCUCAACAACAGCUGGCAAGACCGCUUCACCCUAACCGAGAUCGCUCAGGAGGCCUUCUCGGCUUGUCUGGACAGCUACCGACUCUCCGCAAACGUCGACCCGCGCGGCCUCGGAAACAGCGCAGUCCUCGCCCGAAGCUCCGUCCGCCACAGCCUCCCCUUCAUCCGACUCAACUACCGCCUCAGCUGGCCCGUACAGAUCGUCGUCCCCGAAGAGGACAUCCGCGGCUACCAAACCCUCUUCACCUUCCAGCUCCAAGCCCGCCGCGCCCUCUCCAUCCUCCAAUCCCCGCUCCCCUCAUCCCAGCGCGGCGGCCGCCGCCGCGGCCGCGCCGACAUGGCGCGCUACUACCUCCUGCGCAGCAAGCUCCUCUGGUUCGGCAACACCAUCAAGACCUACCUGACCACCCUGGUCCUGACCCCCAACACCGCCCGGCUGCGCGCCGACCUGGACGACGCCGCCGCCGACGUCGACGACAUGGUCGCCGCGCACGCCGCGUUUGUCGCGCGCGUCGUCGCCGAGUCGUGCCAGGGCUCCCGCCUGCGGCCCAUCCGCGACGGCGUGCUCGACGUUUUUGACCUGGCGCUCCGGCUGCACGAUGUCCAGCGUGCCGAGAUGGCGCGCCGCGAGGAGGAGGAGAUGGAGGUCUCGCGGCUGUCGGUCAUGGCGUCGCCUUAUAAGGCGUCCCCCGCCGCCAGGCCGGUGAAGAGGAGGAGGGUGGAGGAGGAUGAGGAUGAGGAUGGGGAUGGCGAGAGGUCGGGUGGGGAGGGACUGGGUUGGAAAGGGGGGGUGGGGGGUACAGAGAAACCGUAUGCGGUGGUUUUGGGGGAGUUGCAUGAGGAUUUUGAGAGGCAUUUGAGGUUUGUUGCGGCCGGGUUGAGGGGGAUGGCGAGGGCGAGUAAGGAGGAGGCGGCGGCGAAGUGGGAUUUGUUGGCUGAGAUGCUGGAGGUUGGGAUCAAGGAGUGA
Molecule: messenger RNA, 2995 nt
Organism: Chaetomium fimeti
Lineage: Eukaryota; Fungi; Ascomycota; Sordariomycetes; Sordariales; Chaetomiaceae
Product: Spc98 family-domain-containing protein
Exons: 2
Coding region: 311-2995 (894 amino acids)
Biological process (GO): meiotic cell cycle; cytoplasmic microtubule organization; mitotic cell cycle
Cellular component (GO): mitotic spindle pole body; gamma-tubulin complex; centrosome
Molecular function (GO): gamma-tubulin binding; microtubule minus-end binding
Source: RefSeq, a predicted model, not a curated record